Messenger RNA from Drosophila eugracilis, 1126 nucleotides. RefSeq names its product CD2 antigen cytoplasmic tail-binding protein 2 homolog (gene holn1). The transcript has 3 exons. The coding region runs from base 54 to 1016 and encodes 320 amino acids. The record is from RefSeq and is a predicted model, not a curated record. Gene Ontology annotation, cellular component: U5 snRNP. Lineage: Eukaryota; Metazoa; Arthropoda; Insecta; Diptera; Drosophilidae. Gene Ontology annotation, molecular function: protein binding.
UAAGCGUGUGAAAAUAUUUACAUUGCUAUUGAGUUAUUUUGUGUUGUUAAAGAAUGGCAAGCAAGAGAAAACACCCGGCAUCAGAAAGGGCAAAAGAAGAGCCAUUUAAAAAGCAUACACUUGAUUCAGAUGAAGAGGAUUCUGACGACUAUGAGAGAGAAUAUCUCAAUGAUAGCGACAUUGAAGGAGGCGAGGAAGGCGUGGCAAAAGUAGAGGACGAUGUAAAAGUUACACCGUUUAAUAUGAAGGAAGAAUUGGAGGAAGGACACUUCGACAAAGAUGGUCACUAUCAUUGGAACAAAGAGUCGGAAGCAAAAGACAAUUGGUUAGACAAUAUAGACUGGGUUAAGAUUGGAAAGCAGAAAAAUGCCUUUGACCCUGCCAAAGAUAACGAAAACUCUAACUCCUCAGAUGAUGAAAAAAUAGAACCCACUAGGAAGGCCUUUAACUUGUCCAUGAACCUGAUGAAAAUGCUUGAGUUCAUGAAAGAAGGAGAGACUGUUAAGAUGACAUUGCAACGACUGGGAAGUCAGCGUCCCGUUCUGACAACUCUACAAAGAAUAAAGCAAAAGAAGGCUGGCGUUGUUGACACCAAGACCCAAGAAAUCUCCCAUUUAACUGAAUUGGCGAAUGAGAUCCUCUCAAAGACCGGCAAUAUGGAUAUAUAUCAAGAGACCUACGAAAACAUUGAGUCCAAGCUGGCUGAUUUGCCCGGUACGAGCAAACCCAAAAUUGCCGAUGAUAUGGACAUGUAUGCGGAUGACUUCGAAACGAAAGAGUUAGAGCGAUCCAAAACCUUGAAUGCUGCUUCAAAACCAACGAUGACUACCUCGGAAGUGACCUGGGAAUUCAAAUGGUCGCAAAAUGAGACUGAAAUCCAAGGGCCAUUUACUACUGAGAAAAUGUUGAAGUGGUCCCAAGAAAAUUAUUUUAAAAAUGGAGUCUAUGUCCGAAAGUGUGGCGAAAACACAAAUUUCUAUACCAGCAACCGUAUAGAUUUUGAUUUAUACUUGUAAGCCUUAGUUAAUGAUUAUGGUAAACAACUUUUGAAUUGUGUUUUUCUUUUGUAUUCUUAUUUUAUUCAUUUCUUUUGGUUAAAACUUAAAAUAAAAUACAAUACAAUUAA